Messenger RNA from Ruditapes philippinarum (Manila clam), 3355 nucleotides. RefSeq names its product protein-glutamine gamma-glutamyltransferase K-like. The transcript has 14 exons. Gene Ontology annotation, biological process: peptide cross-linking. The record is from RefSeq and is a predicted model, not a curated record. Lineage: Eukaryota; Metazoa; Mollusca; Bivalvia; Venerida; Veneridae. Bases 27 to 2210 code for a protein of 727 amino acids. Gene Ontology annotation, molecular function: protein-glutamine gamma-glutamyltransferase activity.
AAUACUUCGAUAAUCAUUCUGGAAAUAUGUUCAAAAAGAAAAAGAUAGAAAGUAGGAAACAGCAAUUUGACGGAAUUUACGGUGUGAAUAAAGAAUUUACAAAACUUUCUACCGGAUGUAUAUCAACAGUUUUUCAUACCAAAGAAGGACAAUUGAAACCUAAAUCAGUUGAUUUCUUACGUUGGAAGAACAGACAGGCACAUAAAACUAGUGAAUAUGAGAUACCCAACCUUAUCAUCAGACGCGGUCAAAUGUUUGACAUCAGCAUUACAUUCGAAAGAACAUUCUCCUGUCAACAAGAUGAACUAGUUCUUAAAUUUGUAACAGGACGACAACCCUUACAAAGUAAGGGAACAGUGGUUGCAGUACACAGGAAGAAAGUGCUGGAUGAUAAAUCAUGGGGUUACCAACUUGUAAGAGUAGAGGACAAACAAGUGCACCUUAAGGUAAGCACCUCACCGGAUGCUAUUGUUGGUCGGUACAAUCUAUUUAUAGAAACAACGCACAAAACUGACCAAGGAGAUCAGGAAAAGUACAGAUAUGCCCAACCAGAUGAUAUCUAUAUUCUGUUUAACCCAUGGUGCCAAGACGAUCAAGUAUUUCUUGAAGAAGAAUCUCAGCGACAAGAAUAUGUCCUCGGUGAAACAGGACGUAUUUGGUUAGGCACUGUCGGAAAAUUUUGUGUAAGGCCGUGGAAUUUUAGCCAGUUUGACGAUGUGAGUCUUGUAGCGGCUAUUGCGAUCAUGGAGAAAUCUGAACUUGGAGAUCAGGCUAGAGGCAAUUCUGUAUUCGUUCUUCGGGCUCUUAGUAGAGUUUUCAACACUAAUGAGAGAGACGGUGGAGUUUUGGUAGGUAACUGGUCAGGCAAGUAUGAUGACGGUGUGGCACCACAUGCAUGGAAUGGUAGUGCUGCUAUUCUCGAAGAAUUUCUAAAGAAACGGAAAGGUGUUAAAUACGGACAAUGUUGGACAUUCGCUGCUGUAGCAACCACGGUAUUCCGAGCUCUUGGCAUACCAACAAGGUGUGUCACAGUGUUUAAAGCAGCACAUGACAGCGACUACAGUUCUCCAAUGGACUCUCAUUGGUCUAUGGACGGCAAACCAAAGACGUCUAUGAGUGAUACAAUCUGGGAUUUUCAUGUAUGGAAUGAAUCAUGGUGCAAGCGACCAGAUUUACCCCCAGGAUAUGAUGGCUGGCAAGCAUACGACCCCACUCCACAGGAAUGUCUUGAAGGAGUGUUUACGUGCGGUCCGGCGCCAGUGAAGGCCGUUAGACACGGUGAAAUUUUUUAUGGUUAUGACACAAAGUUUUUGUUUGCGGAGGUUAAUGGCGACAGAGUUCACUGGACCGUUGACCAAGAGGGAAACAUGACACCUGUUGCAAUAGAGGAAACUAUAAUGGGCAAAUUCAUCAGUACUAAAGCUGUUGGUACAAUUUCAAGGGAAGAUCUCACAAAUGCAUAUAAGUUCAACGAAGACAGUGAUGAAAAGCGUGUCACAGCCGAGCUUGCAAGAAAAUUGAGCUCUAGAAGAAAGACAAAUAUAGAAGAACCAAGCUCAGUUGAUGUUGAAUUUUACUUAACAUGCGACAUGAAGCGCUGUGGAGAUUUUAGCACUGUCAUGAAAAUAAAGAACACAAGCACGGAAUCUCGAACAGUUGAUGUACAUUUAACUGCAUUGUCAUGUAGAUAUACUGGAAUUCAAACUACUGAAUUGAAGGAUGCAUAUUCAACAACAGUGUUAGAACCUGAUGCAGAGACUGAAGUUACAUUACAAUUGAAGUGUGUGGAUUAUAUAGGAAGUGUUGAUUCAGAUAGCCACCUUAACUUAUAUGCAAUGACACAUGUAAAAGAGACAGGGCAGCGAUACAUUUACGAAGAGCCGGUUUGGAUAGAGAAACCCCAUAUAGAAUUGAAGACGGAAGGCAGUGCUCAUGUCGGCAAAGCAUUUGACGUGAUCAUAAAGUUGGUAAAUCCAUUAAGUGUGCCGCUUACAGGGGCGCUGUUAAAUGUUGAGGGACCGGGAAUGCAAAGAACAUCGGCAAUCAAAAUCAAAAAAUCCAUUGCUCCGGGGGAAGAACUCCGUGAAGUUGUACAAAUGAAGUCGAGACGGUUAGGAAGAAAGGAAAUCAUCGCAAACCUGCAAUGUAAACAACUGAGUGACGUCACCGGUGUUAUAGAAAUAGAUGUUAUUGAAGAAAAUCGCACGUAGAUCUAUACACAACCGGUGGUACAAAAAAUAGUGUCAAAUGAUGAUUACUUGAAACUUGAUAGUAUAUUUUGUGGUGUAAUUGUGCAAAUUCUUGCUCAAAAAAACUUUUCAACGUAUGUACUGUUGGGAUUUUUAGCAAGUUUUGAUAAAAUGUUUUCAAAUACAUUACAUAAACAAAUGAAAGUUGAGUUCCGAAGAGAACCUAAAAUUACCAAUGUUUUGUCAGAUUUUAAUUUGCAAUGAUAGAAUUGAUGAUUGGCAAUGGUGCUGAUGUAUGUUGUGAAGAUUAGGUAGGAAUUCUAAUAAUUUGAACUAGUAAUAUUUUCAUCAGUCUUGACCUGCGAAUGUUUCUUCUUAUGGGUGUUUAGAUAUACCUUUAUAAAUCAUGCUUUUAGGUGCUUUACUCUGUACAUGAUGAGAAAUGGAGCGAUUGGUGAGAAGACUAAAUGAAUAUGUAUAUAGUAUAAAAAAUGCAAGUUUUCUUCUUUAAAAUCAAGAAUUCCUGCUACAUUCACUUACUUAUUAAAGGAAAAUAAAAUGAUUCAAUGUAAAAAAUACAAUAAUUACAUGUUUCUUUUCCGUAUUCUAUGGAUGAGAAAAAUGUAAGGUUGUGUAGAUAUAUAUGGGCUUUUUUAAUUAACUCAUUAAAAAGAUUACAUUGACUGGUGUGCUAUUAUCUUUGCACUUACGAGUAGUUCUUAAAGCUUAGAGACUUUUAAAAGCUGCAGAUAGAUAGGUUUUCUUAAAGUGUAUAUUUUUAUCGAACAAGGUUACAGGUACCUAGUAUUCAUUUUGUGCAAUAGCUGAAAUUUUAAUUUGUAAAUGGUUUGCCACUUCCCAAAGGCGAUUUCAUAAAAUAAAAUUUUGUUGUUACUUAGGAGACGACUAAUAAAUACUUGUUUUUAUUUCUUUAUAUAAAAUAGUUUAUUAGAAGUAUUUCAGUGUUGUUCUAACAAUUAUGUCUUAUGUCCUUAAAAUACUGAUGUCUCUGUAAAUGUACCGAAUACAAAGGUGUGUUUUAUAUUUGUUAUCGCCAAAGUGCAAUAUAUACUAAUACUCAUUUAGAACCAUAUUUCAUUGCAUUUUUUUCUGUUUGAAGUAUAUUCUAUAAUAAUAAAUUAUCAAUAUAAGAAAAACAUGUUGUU